AUGACACUUGAUACCACUACACCACCAAAGCCAAAGCAGAAACGUAGCAGAAAACUACCACGACGAGCCAUAUUGGAUGCAGACUUUGUUGUGCCGUCCUCUCAACGUGUCAUUGACCAUCUUUUGCUAGAACGAGCUCCAUCACAACACGACAGAGUCAUUUUAUCAGAAUUAUGGGGAGGAAACGAUUCACAUUUCCAGAAGAGCAUUAUGCCUGCCGUCAGUAUUGGAAAGCCAAAGAGGUCUUUACAUGGCGAUACACUCGCAAAACCAAAGACUUACAAGGACAUGCUCAAGGAGAAACACAAGGAUGAAUGGGCAAUGGAUUGGAGCAACGUGACAUUUGUUCCUCCAACAGCUAAAGGAAGGCAUAUCCGUUCGAGUAGUGAAAGCACACCACCUGUUACUGAGGCAUCGGAUGAGAGUGCUUCAGAACCGGGAACUGACAGCGUGGCGCCAUUAGAUGAAAGCGAUGUUCUUGUGGAUCAGCUCAAACACCAGAAAUCACAAACUGCGGACAGCGACAAAACUGAACAUGCACUUGUUAAGGGCAAAUCUGAAAAGUCAGUAAACAGCACAGAAGACACAUCAUCAAUACACACUAUGAAUGAUACUGGUAAAAACAAAGAACACAAUCACCAAGACAAAGCAAGCUCAAUUCCUGCCAUUGAUUACAAUGCAAAUAACCGACAAGACACUGGGAACAUGAACAAAGCAUCAAUCAACACAUCUGCGGACGAAACGGUAAUGAAUGAGACGGAUGAACAACAUGACGAACACAUGGAACAGGACAAUGGCUAUAUGCCGGGCUAUAGCGACGAUGAAUGCAUGGUGGAUCAAGAUAUAGUGAAACAGUUACAACACAUGCCUGUGGUCGCUGACCAAAAUGAAGGUGGAGCGAAUGAUUUAAGCCAAUCCGAAAUAGCUCCAACAACAAAAGACAAUACAACAUCAAAAGAGGAAAUCUCUCAGGAACCGCAGACAGCUGAGACAAAUCCAAGUAUUAGCAGUAGCACUGACAACAUCCACGAACAGCGGGUGGUUCCAGAGGCUUGUUUGAUUAGCAGCAAAGUCGGUGACGAUGAUGUCCUUCAUCAAAACGAGCUGAAUCAAAUGGAAAUUCCACUAUCCCUCGAUUUAACCGCCGGCAGCCCACAGCUGAGCCCAAUACCGGCAAAAGAUCAACAAGAAACACAUCUCAAUAUACCACCUGAUGAUACAACAGUGCCAUCCAAUGACGACAAAUCAGAGAGCGAUGAAGAUCAAGAACUGAUGGAUAUUGAACAGGAUGAGGAAGAGCAACCAUUGGAGACCGCAGCUCCGGUGUCACGGCAGAUGCUUGUUUCUGGAACUCAAAAUAGCGCCAUGAUUAGUGAUAAGGUGUCUCAAAUACAAGCGAAAAAGCCACUCUUGAAUCUGGAUCAGCCAGUGUAUGAGGAAACAAAUUUGAUUAUCAAAUCAAACCCCAAAAUUAUCAAGAAAUGGCAGCCAAAUCAAAAGCAUCAUCGCAUACUGAAUGUGUUGAAAAGUACAACGGCAUUGAAUUGGAUUGAAGAUGGACAUGACGAUAUGCACAAGAAGGAUAUUGGGUUCAUAAGGAAACGCCAAUUGGAGGCGAGAUUCAGUAAGCCAUUUGUUACCAAGAAACGUAUCAAAAAUUGCUGGUUCGUAGAGAUAAAGUAA
This is a messenger RNA of Mucor velutinosus, 1683 nucleotides long. RefSeq lists its product as uncharacterized. Lineage: Eukaryota; Fungi; Mucoromycota; Mucoromycetes; Mucorales; Mucoraceae. The record is from RefSeq and is a predicted model, not a curated record. The transcript has a single exon. The coding region runs from base 1 to 1683 and encodes 560 amino acids.